UUACAGUUCUUUACUCAGACGUCCGACUUGGCAUUCACCCAAAACACUCCUCCAACAUGCCUCAACUCGAAAGCUACAAUGGCCACUUCCUGUGGGAGUACAUUCCCUCCCUGCCGGCCGCCGUCGUCUUCAUCGCUAUCUUCGGAAUCUUGACUGCAGCCCAUUGCUGGAAUUUGGUCCGACACAGAACGUGGUUCUGCAUUCCGUUUGUCGUUGGAGGCCUCUUCGAAGUUAUUGGCUAUGUUGGCCGAGCCUUGGCGCACGACAAGACCGGAAAACUGAUUCCCUACGUCCUGCAAUCAACCCUGCUCCUUCUCGCGCCUAUUCUCUUUGCCGCGUCUCUCUACAUGACCCUGAGCCGAGUCAUUCGUUCAGUCCACGGCGAAUCAUGCGCGAUGAUUGCUCCUCGCUGGCUCACCGUCAUUUUCGUGUUCGGCGAUGUCUUUAGUUUCAUCGUCCAAGCCAGCGGCGCCGGGCUCCGUGUCAUGGCCGGCCAAGGAAAGAACAUCGACCCGAAACUCGGACCGUGGGUCAUCGUCGGCGGCCUGAUCUUGCAGAUCGUCAUCUUUGCCAUCUUCAUUCUCACCACCAUGAAGUUCAAGUCGAAGUUUAGCCAACACGAGAGUUCCAAGAUUACAACGGGUGCGGAUUGGCGCAAGACUGUGAUGAUGCUCUACGUCACCUCGGCACUCAUCAUGGUUCGAAACAUUUUCAGGACAGUCGAAUAUGCGAUGGGCAGCGAUGGAUAUUUGUUGGGCCAUGAGUGGCCAACCUACGUCUUUGAUGCGUCGUUGAUGACUCUAACGAUGGCAUUCUUUUUCUUGUGGUACCCGGUCAAGCUGAAUGCCGAGCUGAUUGUCAGGAAUGACACCGAGAUGAACGCGAUGGAGACUACUCAUCACCGAAAGUAGACCUAGCGACGGGUUGUAAGAACCGGGAGACAGGCUACGGGAACCUAGAGACAGGAUAUGGGAACCCAGAGAGUGGUUGCGGGAACCUAGAGACAAGCUACGAGAGGAGGUUUCAGGGCAGCUACUAGGUACUACAUAUUUUCUUUGUCGAAUAGAUUGAUCCAUUCAUAUUAAUUAGGUGCGAGACAAUUCACUUCACUCUUCCCAU
Messenger RNA from Ilyonectria robusta, 1119 nucleotides. RefSeq names its product RTA1 like protein-domain-containing protein. The transcript is spliced from 2 exons. Gene Ontology annotation, cellular component: membrane. NCBI's taxonomy places the organism in Eukaryota, Fungi, Ascomycota, Sordariomycetes, Hypocreales, Nectriaceae. The coding region runs from base 57 to 911 and encodes 284 amino acids. The record is from RefSeq and is a predicted model, not a curated record.